AUGGAUGCCGAUGAUGCAGAUACAGUCAAGAUCCUGCCCUUGAGUCAAACCAAACAUGCGGCCAAAGUGGCACGGAAUACUUCGUCUGGCACUCACGAUAACAAUAGUUCUAGUUCUAUGAAUUCAUCCAAGGUGUCAAGGUCUACCGUCCCUGCCAAGCCUAAAGUCACCGCCUCAUCGAGGGAAAAAAGAAGGCUUACACGAACAGAAAGAUAUGAGAGCUCCCGACCCCCUGGAUACCUCGGAGAGCAGAAAUCUUCUGCAGCCCCCUGGUAUAGUGACGAUGUUAAUGAGGGCAGACUUGCUGUCGAUGAUUGUCAUCGACCCUCAUCUCCCCGACGUCGCGACGGCUUAUAUGGCGACUUAGGAUCAAAAUCGCCUCCUAGAGGAGACAGAUACGACCGCUAUAAAGGUCCCGCGCGUAGCAAGCACGAGUUCAUCUCAAAAAGUUCCGACACCGAAACUAUGGAUGCGGUAGAUGAAGCACAAAUUCCUGACAAUCCACAGAAAGUGCAAAAUCUCUUAAGUCUAGACGCCAGACAAAGACCGAGUCAAGUCUCCAUUCUUCAUGAACCAAGACCUCCGAAGUAUCUAGAAAGAAGAAAGGUUCGGGAAGUCUACAAGUCGCACACGCCUGUCCAGCCAGAAAGCAGAGAUGAACGCGACAAUGCAAGGACAAAAAUCCCUCAGGAUGGGGUUACGCCGAUGGUUGUCAAUGGCUCCAAUGGGCUCCCUGAGGAGGUUGGGAAGAGAGGGUCCGCUGAUACUCAAGGAGACCAAGAUGCGUCAUUGAGUGUGACCUUACCUCAAGUGCCUCCAGUCAGUCAGGAUUGCGGACCAGAGCAUGAAGAGGAGAAUUCGAUGGAACCCGUCGAGGAAGAGAGUCCCAUCGAGCCAUCGCUAAGACUGAGCUUCCCCAAAGCUGACCACGAGAUGAAUAACGAGCGGGCAUCGCGCUUCUCAACCGAGGAAAGCGCAUCAAACUCGUCAACUUGCGGUUCUAGGAAUAAGAACCUGUGUAGAGCCUGUCGCAAGCCUGGGAGCAGCGUGACACCUCUUAUCCAAUGCAAAGCAUCCCAUAGAGGUUAUCAUAACUGCGGCGAAAAACCCGAACCACGACAAAGCGAGAAUCUCGAUGGCUUCAGUGGCGGGAGAUGUCUAAAGGAGCGGGAAAGCACGACCAGUAAAGAUGAAUUGUUCGGAAGCAGCAUGGAUCACUCCUCUCCCGUGGACCACUCUGUCAUUGAUCCUGGGCCAUUGAGCAAUUCCGAUCAAGACAUGCAUCAGGUUGACAUUACAUCUACAACUAGUCGGAUGAUCAGCCCAGUGGCCCUUGAUCCGGCGCAUUUCCCUGAUGUUCAACUCGAUGCCCCUAUACAACCUGCAAUCAAUGGUAGCGCGUCAAAUCAAGGAGUGUAUGAGCAGAUGCAGAUAACCAGUGUCGAUUCUCCCAGAACCACGGCAAAUCAGGCUGCCCGCGUUAGUGACGGCAACAACCAAACAGCUCCAAGUCCAUGUUCACCAAAACAUGGCUCUCCUUCCUCAUCGUGGACAGCAAGCGUGCGAGAGAACCUUGUCUCGAUUGCUGAGCGGCCAAACUCUCUGGUAAGCCGUGGAUCCGCACUCGACAAAAUUUCGUCUCAACCUCGUCAGCGACCAAACAGGCCUUCAACUACUGAUGAGUUGCCGCUAUCCAAUUGUGAUACAGACCGCAAAUCGACUUCUCGAGCAGUGAGGCUGCCGUCAAGGCCUAGCAUAGGUCAAAUGACAGCAGAUCCUACCAUAGAACAAAUGGCUCUGCAUCCCACAGCUGUUCAACCAGCUCCUGUCAGGCGUGUGGCUAGACGAAGUCGAGUCCUACACUCGUACCGCCGAGAUGAGCACAAAUUAAAACCGGCUGCUAAAUUCCCAACUGAUCCUCGAAAAGAGACAGAAGUCAACGGCGCGAAGAAAUGCGAGGAUUGCGGCAGAUCGAUUAUAGGUUCUAUUGUACGCUGUGCCCGAUGCUCAAUUAGGCCUGUGAAUCGACCGAGCGAUGGCAAAACUUCUAAUAUGCCCAUAGGUAAUGAUAAUAUCACACCGUCGCCUAUAACGAUAACGAUUUCAAGCGACAUAGAUACAACUGACGAAGAUAUAGACGGCGCAAGACAGCAACCGGUGACGAUAACGAUUUCGGACGAUGAGGAUGCAUCGAAUCUAUUGGAAAUAGAAAUAGAAAGACAAAUAAAUCCUGUGCAGUCUCACAGUUUAGCUUCAGCUCUUCAGCAACAUCUUACCAAUAGCACUGUGAAGCGUUGCAUAAGGGAAGAUUCAAUGUUUGUUCCGAGAAAGAAGAAUGAGCCCAGAAAGAUGUCGACGUAUGAUGCUGUGCGCUCUUUAGCUCAAGGGGGCAGAGCGACCGACGUCCAAGUCAACCUUGACGCUGACUCUCCAGAGUCACUCGUCGAAGGCAGCAGUUCAGGAGAGGAUCCGGAAACAAUCGACAAGCAGGCUUCAGAAGAGAAGUCGGCAGAUGACGCACGUCCACGAUCGUCUGCGCGGCAGAGCGACAGCGACAGCGGUUCUAGGUCUUCGAUGGAUUCGCUUGCCACUACACAAUCCCUUCAGAGUCUAAAUCAACAUCCAGAGCUAUCUGCUCGGAUACUUGAGAAGCGUGGUCGAUGCAGCACUUCGAUCGACAAACCGCGAGAUUCUAAUAUCGAGACAGUCAUGCCGUCGAUUUUAUCUCUUACUGCUAUUGAAGCACUUCCCAGUGACGAGGAGGAUAGCGACAGCUUAUCAGAACAGCUCGCUUCAGCUUUGGCAGUGAACAACGGCUUCACUCAGGAUGAGGGUGGUCUAUUCAUCAACGCAUACUUCAAGAAUCCUGAGAGUAUCAGAAAUAUGGCGGAACCUCAAGUAGAAGGGGUAGCCAAAGAGUCAGCAGCUCCAGCAGAUGCCCUUUCUCUUCGUCCCCGAAUGCCUGAUAUACCGGAAACGCCUAUUAAUGUUACUGGACAGGUUACGACCCAGUCGCCAUUCCUACACCCCCGCCAUAGCUCGACUCAUAGCGAAGAACAGGCGGCUGUUGAGGUAUGUCACAAGACAAGUGAAGAAGAGGGAGAUGACAAGCACAAAGUAGCGCCCAGACAAUCUCGAUAUUUGAGCCGGGAAGUGCUGUCCUCCAGUUCAGCCCCUUCGUGGCAUGCAACUGAGGCAGAUGAGGACGUUACAUUUGCUCAACCCAUAGGACUACCGAGAGCCCUGUCGACACCGAGAAUUUCGUCUUUCGCAAGUGCAUCUGAACAUCAAUCAACUGAAUUGCCUCGUCCGUCGAAAACAGUGACUUCUGUUGUCGAAAUUCGGGAGCCUAUUAGUCAAUUAUCCACCAAGAAUGCGCGGGCUUCGUGGACGGAAGAGGACGAAGCCCGGGCCAUUGAAAAGUUGCGAGCACGUGGCGUUAUGUUUGAAUCCGAAGCCGAAGCCGAUGAUGACGAGAUCGGUGAUCAAGAUACUUAUGUGCCUCCUCCGCGUCGGAUUGAUCCACUUUGGCAGCCGCAGAAGUCUCGAAAUCUGUUUGACAUGGAUCCGUCACUACUUAUGCCUAACGAAGAGGAGAAUUUCGCUUCUGGCAAAACCCCGCACAAAAGACCAUCCAAGAAGCAAUUGAUCGGAAAUCUCCUGAGCUACCAGUGCCGACAACACAGAAAGGAAUUCAGUGACCCUCAUCAAGAAGUCUGCCGUUAUCCAGAGGACGUGCAAGUCACUGCGAUCUUGCACUGCGGGAUUCGGUUUGACAGGAGAGUGCCGCAAGCUGAUAUAGAGACAACGACCAUGAGUUUCCGUGAGUUUCUUGGAGCGCCAAAAGAGCCGGUGGUUGACGCUCGCGGGGGUCAAGUGGUAUUUCUAGAGGGGAGGCAAGACAAUCAAUAUCCGGGGAGGAGCACGCGGGGGAAACGAGUUCCGGAGGGGGAUACCUUCCCUUUCGUGUAUGACACCUACAAGUGA
This is a messenger RNA of Cladophialophora bantiana CBS 173.52, 3987 nucleotides long. RefSeq lists its product as uncharacterized. The transcript has 2 exons. The record is from RefSeq and is a predicted model, not a curated record. The coding region runs from base 1 to 3987 and encodes 1328 amino acids. NCBI's taxonomy places the organism in Eukaryota, Fungi, Ascomycota, Eurotiomycetes, Chaetothyriales, Herpotrichiellaceae.